GGCUCCCCGGCGAUGAGGAGGAGGCGGCUCCCGCCCGCCCGCAGCUGCCCGGCUCGCUAAGCCGAGCCCCGCUUGGCGCACGCCGCCCAGGAGGGGGGGGCUCUGCCGGGAGGGGCCCGAGGAGCAGCAGCCCCGUUGGCCCCGGCAGCCCCCUGCAGAGCGAGGCGGCCGCGCGGCGGGGACGGCGGCUCUGAGCCCAGCUGGUGCCGGCGGAGGAGGUGGAGAAGGCAGGAGCAGCGGGGGGAGGGGGGAUGGUUUUCUCUCCCGGUCUCUCUGCCGCGGCGUCUUUGCUCCGCGAGCAGCGGCAGCCCGGGGAAUGACUCUGCCGCAGCCGAGCCGCUCUGCUCCGGGGGGUGCGCGGGGCCGCCGGCCGCUGCCCUGAGCGCGCUCCGAAGUUGGGAGGCGAGGGCGCCGCCGGGCUCGCCCCGCUGGCGGAGCGGCAGGACCAGGAGGCAAAGGAGCGACUUGGGGUGCUUGCCCCCCCCCCCCCGGUCCCCCCUUCCCGGGGCUGUGCCGCCCCGCGCCCAUGGCUGGCUCCGGGAGGCAGCGCGCCGCCGCCGCAGGUUGCUGAUGGGGACGGAGCGCUCCGGACCGGACUGAAGAAAUGCUGAUUUCAGUAAUUUGCAAAAAAUAGCGUAUGGAUUUUUAGCAACUGAAGAACAAGAUAAGGUCUCGAUUCUGGAUAUUGGUUGUGGGUUUUUUUUUUUAAUUUUUAUGAUUAUAAUUUUUGGUUGGCUUUUUCCCCUUCCCCUGUGGAUGUGAAUUGAGGACCUACGGAGGAGCUCUGGACGAGGGAACAGGAGGACGCUUACUUCAUUUUAUUUGGAAACGCUCGUUGCCGCGGUACCUUCAAGUUAUAUUCCACAGUCAUGUGGUCAUCACAGCUGCUGUUUUUCACAAUGCUCUUAGCACCAGCAGUGCAUGCUUUCAGUCGUGCCCCCGUUCCUAUGGCCGUGGUCCGACGGGAACUGUCCUGUGAGAGCUAUCCAAUAGAACUUCGCUGCCCGGGAACAGAUGUCAUCAUGAUUGAAAGUGCCAACUAUGGUAGGACCGAUGAUAAAAUCUGUGACUCUGAUCCUGCUCAGAUGGAGAAUAUCCGCUGUUAUCUGCCAGAUGCCUAUAAGAUUAUGACUCAAAGAUGCAGUAAUCGUACACAGUGCGCCGUGGUAGCAGGCCCUGAUGUGUUUCCAGACCCUUGCCCGGGAACGUACAAAUACCUGGAAGUGCAGUAUGAAUGUGUUCCUUACAAAGUGGAACAAAAAGUUUUUCUUUGUCCUGGCCUACUAAAAGGUGUAUACCAGAGUGAACAUUUAUUUGAGUCAGACCAUCAGUCUGGGGCUUGGUGCAAGGAUCCUCUACAGGCUUCUGACAAGAUUUACUACAUGCCCUGGACCCCAUACAGAACUGACACCCUGACGGAGUAUUCUUCCAAGGAUGAUUUCAUAGCUGGGAGACCAACGACCACCUAUAAGCUCCCUCACCGGGUAGAUGGCACUGGAUUUGUAGUGUACGAUGGGGCUUUGUUCUUCAACAAGGAGCGAACCAGGAAUAUAGUCAAGUUUGACUUGAGGACAAGAAUAAAAAGCGGGGAGGCUAUCAUAGCAAAUGCCAAUUACCAUGACACCUCUCCUUACAGGUGGGGAGGCAAGUCCGACAUAGACCUAGCGGUGGAUGAGAACGGGCUAUGGGUAAUCUAUGCAACAGAACAAAACAAUGGCAAAAUUGUCAUUAGCCAGUUAAACCCUUACACCUUAAGGAUCGAAGGGACGUGGGAUACAGCCUAUGACAAAAGGUCGGCUUCCAACGCUUUCAUGAUCUGUGGGAUUUUAUAUGUGGUGAAGUCGGUGUAUGAAGAUGACGACAAUGAAGCCACAGGAAAUAAGAUAGACUAUAUUUACAACACUGACCAAAGCAAGGAUAGUCUGGUGGAUGUUCCCUUUCCAAACUCGUACCAGUACAUCGCUGCUGUGGAUUAUAACCCCAGGGACAACCUCCUUUAUGUAUGGAACAACUAUCAUGUGGUGAAAUAUUCUCUGGAUUUUGGACCACUGGACAGCAGAUCAGGGCAGGCACACCACGGGCAGGUUUCCUACAUUGCUCCACCAAUUCAUCUUGAUUCGGACCCGGAGAGACCGCCUUCGAAGGAAGUAUCGACAUCUGGGGCGCAUGGCAUGGGAAGCACCACCACCAGCACCCCUCUUCUCCUCACCGCCACGAGCACCGGGCGCACCACCACCACCUCAGCCGUGGGCAGAAGGAACAGGAGCACGAGCACACCCUCGCUGGUGGUGGAUGUCCCCGAUGAAAUGACUACACCCCUUCCACCUGCCUCCUCCCAGCUCCCCGCUGUAGGGGCAGAGAGCUGUGAGGCUGUGGAAGCCCGUGAAAUCAUGUGGUUUAGGACCCGGCAAGGACAGAUGGCAAAGCAGCCGUGCCCUAUGGGGACAGUAGGUGUUUCAACUUUCCUGUGUCUUGCUCCUGAUGGGAUCUGGGACCCACAAGGGCCGGACCUCAGCAACUGCUCUUCUCCCUGGGUCAACCACAUCACACAGAAGCUGAAGUCCGGGGAGACAGCUGCCAACAUUGCCAGAGAGCUUGCAGAGCAGACGAAAAAUCACUUGAACGCUGGAGACAUCACGUAUUCAGUCCGAGCCAUGGACCAACUGGUGGGCUUGCUGGAUGUGCAGCUCCGAAACCUGACUCCAGGUGGGAAAGACAGUGCUGCGCGCAGUUUAAACAAGCUUCAGAAAAGGGAGCGCUCUUGCAGGGCCUAUGUCCAGGCUAUGGUCGAGACAGUUAAUAACCUCCUGCAGCCGCAGGCUCUGAACGCAUGGAGAGACCUGACCGCGAGUGACCAGCUGCGUGCAGCCACCAUGUUGCUGGACACAGUGGAGGAAAGUGCCUUUGUGCUGGCCGAUAACCUCCUGAAGUCGGACAUUGUCAGGGAGAACACUGACAAUAUCCAACUGGAAGUUGCAAGGCUAAGCACCGAUGGGAAUUUGGAAGACCUGAAAUUUCCACAGAACUUGGGCCACGGAAGCGCCAUCCAGCUGUCGGCAAAUACAUUGAAACAAAAUGGUCGCAAUGGUGAAAUCAGGGUGGCUUUUGUGCUGUAUAACAACCUGGGUCACUAUCUCUCCACGGAGAACGCCAGCAUGAAGUUGGGAACAGAGGCCAUGUCAACCAAUCACUCCGUCAUAGUCAACUCCCCUGUCAUUACAGCAGCAAUAAACAAAGAGUUCAGCAAUAAGGUUUAUCUAGCUGAUCCUGUGGUGUUUACAGUCAAGCACAUCAAGCAGUCAGAAGAAAUUUUCAACCCUAACUGUUCAUUCUGGAACUAUUCAAAACACACAAUGACAGGGUACUGGUCGAAACAGGGGUGUCGGCUCCUGACCACAAACAAGACGCACACCACAUGUUCCUGUAAUCACCUCACCAACUUUGCAGUCUUGAUGGCACAUGUGGAAGUCAAGCACAGCGACACAGUCCACGACCUGCUCCUGGAUGUGAUCACGUGGGUCGGCAUUCUGCUGUCACUCGUCUGUCUCCUGAUCUGCAUCUUCACCUUUUGCUUUUUCCGCGGGCUCCAGAGUGACAGGAACACAAUUCACAAGAACUUGUGCAUCAGCCUCUUUGUGGCCGAGCUCCUCUUCCUCAUCGGGAUCAAUCGAACGGAUCAGCCAAUCGCCUGUGCUGUGUUUGCUGCCCUCCUGCACUUCUUUUUCCUGGCGGCAUUCACCUGGAUGUUCCUGGAGGGGGUGCAGCUGUACAUCAUGCUGGUGGAGGUGUUUGAGAGUGAACACUCGCGAAGGAAGUACUUCUAUCUGGUUGGCUACGGAAUGCCCGCGCUCAUCGUGGCCGUGUCAGCGGCGGUCGACUACAGGAGCUAUGGCACAGAUAAAGUAUGUUGGCUCAGACUUGACACCUACUUCAUUUGGAGCUUUAUAGGACCAGCGACCUUGAUAAUUAUGCUUAAUGUAAUCUUCCUGGGGAUUGCUCUCUAUAAAAUGUUCCAUCAUACUGCCAUCCUGAAACCUGAAUCCGGCUGUCUCGACAAUAUCAAGUACGUAAAGAAUAUGGAAAAUGCCUGCGCACACAUUGCUGUAGUGGGAAAAGUACGGAGAGCUCCAUCGGCUCAGGAAAAACAUCUGGGUCACGGACUCCUGGACGAUAUUCCACAGGCUCACAGAGCCGGAUCCGUAGAAUGUGGAAUGACACAGUUCGAAAGCAGUCCGAGUCUUCCUUUAUUACCGGAGAUAUAAACAGUUCAGCUUCCCUCAACAGAGGAGCCAUGGCUAAUCAUCUUAUAACCAAUGCUCUGCUUCGUCCUCAUGGCACUAACAACCCUUAUAAUACAUUGCUCGGGGAAUCGGCGGUCUAUAACAACCCUUCUGUCAGCAUGUACAACACACAAGAGCCCUACAGAGAGACAAAGGGGCUUCUGAACAAUGCCAGGGAUACAAGUGUCAUGGAUACUCUACCACUGAAUGGUAACCACGGCAACAGCUACAGCAUCGCCAGUGGCGAGUACCUGAGCAACUGUGUGCAAAUCAUUGACCGUGGGUAUAAUAACCACACCGAGACUGCCCUAGAGAAAAAGAUCCUGAAGGAACUCACCUCCAACUACAUCCCUUCCUAUCUGAACAACCACGAGCGCUCCAGCGAACAGAACAGGAACCUGGUGAACAAACUCGUCAACAACAUUGGCAGUGCGACCGAGGACGACGCCAUCGUCCUCGACGACGCCACCUCCUUCAACCACGAGGAGAGCCUGGGCCUGGAACUCAUCCACGAAGAGUCCGACGCCCCCUUGCUGCCGCCGAGGGUUUAUUCCGCUGAGAACCACCAGCUGCACCACUACACCAGGAGACGGAUCCCGCAAGACAACAGCGAGAGCUUUUUCCCCUUGCUAACCAACGAGCACACAGAAGACCACCAGUCGCCCAACAGGGAUUCUCUGUAUACCAGCAUGCCCGCGCUGGCUGGCAUGCCCGUCACAGAAAGCGUUACCACCAGCACCCAGACCGACCCCCCCACGGCCAAAAGUGGUGAUGCCGACGAUGUGUACUACAAAAGCAUGCCAAAUCUAGGCUCCAGGAACCACGUCCAUCAGCUACACACUUACUACCAACUGGGGCGAGGCAGCAGUGAUGGUUUUAUAGUCCCACCGAGCAAAGACGGGACUUCCCCCGAAGGGAGUUCCAAAGGACCUGCUCACUUGGUCACUAGUCUAUAGAAGAUUAAGCAAAAAUGUAAAACAACCAACAUCCCCUCCCUCUCCUCCCUAACACCUGGUUUACUGUUCUGAGUUAAUACAAGCAGUGGUAAUAUUGUGCGUACUCCUAAAUCUUCGUGCUGUUCUAAAAAACAAACGGUCAGACUUUUUUUUUUACUGGAAUUUUUAGGCCAGCCCGGGGAGAAUAAUAACUGAUGAAAUUCCAUCCCUUUCCUCCCCUCCCUCUCUCAGACAGACUUCAUUAUGUUAAUGAAAGAGAUACAACAGAUAAUGGCACACUUCGUGGCCUUCUCGAGUUAUGCUGUGUUUGUUUAAACAUCCUUGAUGCUCUGUUGCUAUUAUUACUGAGGACCUGAUUUAAAACAAAAAUAAAAGGCCAAAACGUGCAUUUGAAACUAGUAGCGAUGACGCAUCUCGGUGGGAGUGCUGCACAAAGAACAAAAAACAACAACAAAUAGCAAAACUGUUUAUUAUGAAUCUGUAUCACAUAAUGGUUUUUGGUCACUCACAACUUGAUUUAACUGCAGCGCGCUUAGCUGUGGGAGCAAACAAAACAAAAUCUAAUGAAACGGAAGGGAAUUCUAGAAUUAUAUAUGCGACGCGCAUAUUUUAUGUUUUGCUGUAUUAACUGAUGAUAAAAAAACUAAUGGCAGAAAAAAAAUUGAACAAUUUCUAUGUAAUGUACAGAUACUAGCAUUGCACAUAUAGUCUGCUUUUUGUUCCUCCAGAACUUGCGUCCCUGUUAAUGUAGUGGAAAAAAAAAAGAACUUUUUCUGUUGUGCUGGUCUUGCAAAUUUGUCUACCAGUAGGAGCAAGGUUUUUCAUAAAUCCUUUUUUGCCAUUGUUUUCUUUAAAAAUUUCACUGGGCAAAAAAACAAAAAAAAAAACAAAAAAACAAAAAAAAAGUCACUUUCUAAGGCUCGUAUUCUAGAAAUACGAUCACAAAUUCUUUCCAACCAAUGGAAUUUUCUUUUUCUCAUGCUUUCUCUUUCUUCAGUCGGUGUAUUGCCAACAGAAAAUUUUGCAGAUUAGAGCAGGGCAAACUUUAUGUUUACAGUGCACAACCCAGUAAUAAUAAUAAUAAUAAUAUGAAGCGUAUUUGGCAAGCCGUCCCUCACCCAGGCAGUAGGCACGGUACUAGAAGCCAAGAGAUCUCUUAUAGUUAUAGCUGGGCUUCUGCAUGUGAAAACAAUAUCCCUGUAGGAGUUAAGAGUCUUCAGGCCUCAGUCUGGUUCCCAAUCUAGGCACAUGUACUGCAGUGGUUAAAAAAAAAAAGAAAUUUGACUGUCGUAUAACAAGAAUUUGAAAACCAACUAUUUUGAAGUGAUUAAAAAAAUCCUCUGUUCAUUAUUUUCCUAACAGGAAAUUUAUUUAUUUGACAGGAUUUGAAGUAAUGUAGGCUUUCCGGAGGUAAAUUAGCAGCACAGAUUAUAAUUUUUUUUUAAUUUAUGAUCCAUUUUGUAUGGUCUCAAAGUUGAAUGACCUCAUUACUAAUAUUUGUUGUAAAAGUGAAACUUGUUUGCCAACCAAUAAACAACUGAUUAAGAUUUA
Molecule: messenger RNA, 6787 nt
Organism: Trachemys scripta elegans
Lineage: Eukaryota; Metazoa; Chordata; Testudines; Emydidae
Gene: ADGRL3
Product: adhesion G protein-coupled receptor L3
Biological process (GO): cell surface receptor signaling pathway; synapse assembly; adenylate cyclase-activating G protein-coupled receptor signaling pathway
Cellular component (GO): cell-cell junction; glutamatergic synapse; membrane
Molecular function (GO): carbohydrate binding; G protein-coupled receptor activity
Source: RefSeq, a predicted model, not a curated record